This is a messenger RNA of Trematosphaeria pertusa, 1312 nucleotides long. Its product is annotated as nucleoside hydrolase. The transcript has 2 exons. The record is from RefSeq and is a predicted model, not a curated record. Lineage: Eukaryota; Fungi; Ascomycota; Dothideomycetes; Pleosporales; Trematosphaeriaceae. Bases 133 to 1185 code for a protein of 350 amino acids. Gene Ontology annotation, molecular function: hydrolase activity, hydrolyzing N-glycosyl compounds.
ACCACUUCCCCACAAAUUCGAUUACUGUUACCCCACUAAACGGACAUGAGUUCCGUGAUUUCCGCCUACACCGUUCAUCCUGUGUUAUUCCUGUCUCUCCUGUCUCUGUGGCCGCCUUAGAUCAGCCUUGUCAUGGAGAACCUCCUGACCAUCCUCAACGCUACCUUUGCGCCGCGACGUCUGGUGAAAUAUGCCUUCGGAUAUCUUGCCUUCCCAGCGUCAUUUGCGCAAAGGGAAGCCACCAAGAAACUCAUUGUCGACACUGACUUAUUCUCUGAUGUCGACGACGCAGCAGCCCUCCUCCUAGCCUGCAUCCUCCCACAAGCCAACCUCCUCGCCGUAAACGUGAAUGUCAACUCCACGUACUCCGCGCUCGCCGCGUCCGCGAUCGUAAACCACUACGGGCAUCCCAGCGUACCCAUCGGCCUCCGGUCUCCGCACGUCAACUCGAGCUUCUUCGAUACAUGGGCGUACGAGCUAGGCGAAUACGCGUCGAAAGUCGCAUUCCACUGGUCUGGCGGCAGUGCGCCGUGGUUUCAAGCUGAGAAUACUUGGGGCCCGGUUGAGUUAUAUCGGAAAACGCUGGCGGAGGCAGAAAAUAGCAGUGUGACAAUUGCAUCCAUUGGAUUCUUCGAGAAUCUGUCUGCGCUGUUGAAUUCGACUACGGACGGGUACUCGGACCUAAACGGAUACCAGCUCGUUGAAGCAAAGGUCAAAGAGCUCGCCGUUAUGGGCGGCGGAUACCCAGCAGGCCACGAGUUCAACUUCUUCGGCGACGAUCCCUCACUCACCGCACAUGUAGUGAAUACGUGGCCACCAGCUGUACCCAUCACCUUCUUGGGUACCGAGAUCGGCGAGCAGGUUUCGACGGGCGCGCGUCUCACUGUGGAGGGCCCGGCGAAUGAUCCAGUCAAGGCUGCAUACGAGUGGUAUGUCGGGUAUAACACCACGAGGUUCUCUUGGGACCCGUUGACGGUCGCGUACGCAGUCCAGGGACUGGGGAGCUGGUUUGAGUAUGGAAAUACUGAUGGGUAUAACCAUGUGUUUCCCAACGGCUCCAAUGUCUGGGUUGAAGAUGCCGGGCGUACGAAUCAACACUAUUUGCGGUUGAAGACAGAUAAUGCGACUGUCGCUAAGGAGCUUGACGAGCUGCUCUUGGAGGGAGCGAGGGAGUGGGCUCAGUGAGAGUCUUGCAGUGCCCGCAUAUGCGCGCGGAUGCUGCAAAGUACGCUGCGAAUCUUAUGCGCUGCCCUCUAUAUUACAUUCUCUACCGUGGUAGCAGCAGCGACUGUUCCAACCCAAUGUGAACCAG